AUGUCGCAUACCGAUUCCCAAAGAUAUCUUAGUACGCGAGGAGGUUCUUACGAUCUCUCCUUCGAGGAGGUCGUACUUAAAGGCCUUGCAUCAGACGGCGGGCUUUUCAUUCCCGAAGCGAUACCUUCUUUACCUUCGGAUUGGCAAUCUAAAUGGCGCAGCUACAGUUUUCAGGAGCUUGCGUUUGAAAUCUUCUCGCUGUAUAUCUCGCCGUCGGAAAUUCCGCCGAAUGACUUGAAAGAUAUCAUUGCGCGGAGCUACGGGACGUUUAGGGCGCCAGAUAUCACCCCGCUAGUAACCUUGGAAGAGAAGAAGAAGCUAUAUCUGUUGGAGCUGUUUUGCGGGCCGACCUUUGCGUUCAAAGAUGUCGCAUUGCAGUUCCUUGGUAAUCUGUUUGAAUACUUCCUUGUCCGACGGAAUCAGGGCAAAACCGGGAAGGAUAGGCAUCACCUUGUUGUCGUCUCUCCCAUCCAAGAAGCACAAAUGACGACAGUGCUAGAUUCGAAUGUUCAUAAUCUCAGUGUGGAAGGGUCCUUUGAUGAUUGUCAGGAUAUCGUGAAGGCCCUAUUCGCCGAUCCUGAAAUCAAUAGAGCUCAUAAGCUAGCGGCCGUGAACUCCAUAAAUUUCGCUCGUAUCUUGGCGCAAAUGACAUAUUAUUUCCAUUCCUACUUCCAGCUUAUCCGUUCGCCAAGUUACAUCGAAGGCAAGCCAGUGAGGUUCGUGGUGCCAUCAGGGAAUUUUGGCGAUAUCCUCGCAGGCUGGUUCGCCAAGGAAAUGGGUCUUCCCGCAGAGAAACUGGUUAUUGCAACGAAUGAAAACGAUAUUCUUGACCGUUUCUGGAAGACGGGGGCAUAUACGAAACAAGCUCAAGCCCGCGAUGCCAGCGCCGGGUCAGGAGAUGAAAUCGCCAACGCACAAGGGAGCGUGAAAGAAACUCUGAGCCCAGCCAUGGACAUCCUUGUCUCCAGCAACUUCGAACGGCUACUCUGGUACCUUGCAUUCGAAGUAAAAUGCGAAGGGGACAUUACCAAACGACGCGCGUCCGCUGGCGAAACCGUCCGCACAUGGCUCAACGAACUAAAGACCAAGGGAGGUUUCAGCGUAGACUCCAAGGUCCUAUCGCUGGCACAAAAAGAUUUAGAAAGUGAGCGCGUGUCGGACGACGAGACCAUCGAAACGAUCCGCUAUACCUAUUCGACGUGCUUUCCCGGCGGGCCAGCUAGCCAUGGAACCAGAGGUCAAACAGGCGGCUAUAUUCUCGACCCUCACUCCGCAGUCGGUGUCGCGGCAUCGCUGCGAUCUAUCUCCCGUUUCCCCGAAUCAUUCCACAUUUCACUGUCCACGGCGCAUCCGGCGAAAUUUGCGCAAGCUGUCGACCUUGCGUUGCGGGGCCAACACGGCUACUCCUUUGAUGAAGUCUUACCGCCGGAGUUUGUUGGGCUGGAACAUAAGGAGCGCCGGAUCAUUGUGGUGCCUGCAGGCGAGGGAUGGCAGACUCCCAAAAGAGACCCGAUCAGCAAAGCUGAGCGACCCCGCGUGCGUAGCGGGGCGCCUUAUGGCAUGAUGAAGCAGGCUGGAGCUUUCCCACUCUACUAUAUAAAACACCGAUUGAAAUCCGACCUCCAUGCUCUCAACGGCGCCUUUGCUAACCACGAGCGCGCCAUCCAAACCGAGCAACCGCAGCUGCCAUACAACCAGGUCCUCAAAACCGCCUAUGAACGCCUGGCAAUCGAGACACACACCCAACCCCAGGCAUGUAACGAUCGAACAGCAACCCAACUCCUGGAUGAAGAAUCAUCCAUCUUCGCCGCCUCCAUCUCCACCUGGCCUGCUUUCCACGACACCGUCGACGCAAUGCGCCGGCUGAAAACCCGCUUUAAGCUAGUCCCAAUCUCGAACGUCGACCGUGCCUCGUUUGACAAAACCCUCCGCGGCCCCUUAGCCGGAGUCCAUCGUGACCUCGCGGGCUCACAUGAACCUUUCUUCGACGCGGUCUACACGGCGCAGGAUAUCGGGUCGUAUAAACCCGAUCUGCGCAAUUUUGAGUAUUUGAUAUCUCGUGCCAAGCGGGAUCUAGGGGUGGAGAAGGAUGAUAUUUUGCAUGUCGCGCAGAGCUUGUAUCACGAUCAUGAGCCGGCGAAGAAAGUCGGGUUGAAUAGUGUUUGGAUUGCUAGGGGUGAGGGUGGUGCCAGCGCGAUGGGUGGGGAGGUUGCAGAGUAUGUUGCGACGGGAAAGGUGGCUUUUGGAUGGAAGUUUGCUAGUUUGGGGGAGCUGGCGGACGCAAUUGACAAGGAAGCGGCUGAGUAG
Molecule: messenger RNA, 2307 nt
Organism: Uncinocarpus reesii 1704
Lineage: Eukaryota; Fungi; Ascomycota; Eurotiomycetes; Onygenales; Onygenaceae
Product: threonine synthase
Exons: 9
Coding region: 1-2307 (768 amino acids)
Biological process (GO): L-threonine biosynthetic process
Molecular function (GO): threonine synthase activity; pyridoxal phosphate binding
Source: RefSeq, a predicted model, not a curated record